Messenger RNA from Funneliformis geosporum, 756 nucleotides. NCBI's taxonomy places the organism in Eukaryota, Fungi, Glomeromycota, Glomeromycetes, Glomerales, Glomeraceae. The record is from the annotation of a GenBank genome assembly.
AUGAACACAAUUAGAAAUCCUGAAGCACGCUAUGUUCAUUCCUCUGUCCUUGUGGGAAGUCGAAUUUAUUUUUUUGGUGGAGAAAAAGUUGAUUCAGAGCCUGUUAACGAAGUUUUUUAUCUUGACGUAUCACAAGAGUUUCAUAUUGCAUCUGCACCAUGGACAGACCUUACAGCAUCCGCGGCCAUCCCUUUUCUCAGUUCUUGGGCUACAGUAACGACUAGAGAAGUUAACAAUAAUCAAAUAAUCUAUCUAUUUGGUGGAUAUAUGCUUGAUCCUACUACCAGCAAAGAUUCAUUUACAUCAAUUAUACAUACUUUUAAUACAACUUCUAUUCAAUGGAGUACACCUCAAAUUCAGGGAACUGUUCCGCAAAGACGAAGAAACAUCGAUUCGGUUCUUGAUGAUUCAGGAAACAUGUAUAUUUUUGGCGGUUAUUACGUUGAACAUACCGAACCGUUACAAGAUAUGUUUAAUGAUAUGAUUAUCAUUAAUACAAAUACUUUAUCGAUUUCACCUGGUUCAUCGCAAAAUGGGCCCAGUCAACGUUGUGCUUAUACUGCAACUUUGUUGCCAAAUGGUACAAUUGUAUAUAUUGGAGGAUAUAAAACACCUACAAAUGGUGAAAGUCCGGUAGUGAAUAUCACUGAAAUCUAUCUUUAUGAUACUAAACUUGAUACAUGGUCAUUAACGUGGGCGGAUAAUAUAAAUUCAAUAGAAUCUCGUUAUUUACAUACUGCUGUAUUAGGUAGGUAA